Molecule: messenger RNA, 2835 nt
Organism: Plasmodium malariae
Lineage: Eukaryota; Apicomplexa; Aconoidasida; Haemosporida; Plasmodiidae
Product: conserved Plasmodium protein, unknown function
Exons: 1
Coding region: 1-2835 (944 amino acids)
Source: RefSeq, a predicted model, not a curated record
AUGUUUAAUUUUGAACAGAGAAACGGUAUUGAAAAAAAAAAUGAAAAGAAAAUAAAUUGUUUCGAUUAUUUGAACAAGAACAGUGAAAAGAACAAUGAAGAAAUAAAUAAAAUGUUAAAAAAUUUGAAAAAUGAGGAAAGAGAGUUACGAUUUCCUCUAUUAGACUUUUACUUUUUGAAUAAACAAUUUAAAUAUCAUAAUUUAAAAGAGAGUUUGGAGUUAAAAAAUAAUGUCAAUGAAUACAUUAACCUUAGACUUCUUGCGAAAGAAGUAUACCCAAAAGACUCAUUUUUUAAAAGGGAACAAAAAAAUAGGGAAAAUGCAGUAUACAAGAAAUUGAUAUCAAAAGGUAUAUGGACUAAUGCGAAGAAAGAUAACAGUGGUAUUAAAAACGACUGCAAUACUAACAAUGGAAACAGCAAUAGCAACAGCAAUAGCAACAGCAACAGCAACAUCAACAGCAACAUCAACAUCAACUACAGCAAGAGGUAUAGCAACCCAAGUGAUUACUUCAAUUUAACAAGGGAAAAAAAGCGGGAGAAUGAGAAAAAAGAAAAUAUAGUAUUACCUGAUUAUAUUCCUAAAAUAUGGAAAAAAAAUGAUAUCAUUGGAACAUUUAACCCUAUAUAUAACGCAAGAGACAAAAUUGUGAAUGAUAAUUAUAAUGAUUCCAUUCCUACCAUUGAUAUAUUUUACAAUUCCUCAAAAUUGCUUACAAUACAAACUAUUUUCGAACCAAUUAAUAAUUAUAUAUAUUUAUUACGUCUUUUACCAAAAUUUUGCUUGCCUUUAUAUGAUUCAGGUAUAUUACAAUAUGCAUGUGAAGAUCCUAUUUUAAACCCAAAAUUAAGAGGACUUGAAAUUUCUUAUAGAUUAUUAGUGCAUGAUAUUUUAUUUUAUGCUUUUUUUUCAUACUUGUCUGAUUUACCAUUUUGGGCAAAACCACCAAUAGAACUUCUACGAAUAUAUAAUUAUGAAAGUCUUUAUUCCUUUAAUGACUAUGAAUCUGAACAUACAGAAAGAUUAGUUUUUCAUAAUAUAAAAAAUAUCUUAUACAACUUCUCGGACACAUUGAAUAAAAUUGAACUACUUUAUCCUAAAAAUUAUUACAUCACUAUAUUUCCAAAUAUUUAUUUUAAAAAUAUUAUAGAUUUUUUAAAAAGUGAAAAUUUUAAGCUAAAAAAAAUUGUAAUCAUUUUGAAGGGGAAAAAUUAUAUUGAUGAAAAAAUGAUCAAUCAUAUUAAAAGUAAUCUUGAGAAUUAUAGAGGAAUGACAACUGAAAGUGUAAAAAAAGAUAUACCCCAUAAUUAUUCUUCCAUUAAGAAUUUUAAUCAAAACAGUAAUGAGGGAGAAAGAAAAGACACUAAAAGCGUAAUAGACGCUAUAAAAAAAUGCUAUGAGUCUAAUGAAAAUUAUUUACCUUCUAUUAAAUGUGAAUAUUCGCAUUCUCAUGAGGAUUCUAUGAAAAUAAAUGGAAAAAAAAAAAAGAAAAAAAAAAAUAUAAUAGAAGAAACAGGUAAUGAAAAAAAAGCUGACAAAGUAAAAUCUAACGUUUUAGAGAAAAAAAAUAAUGAAAAAGUGAAAAAUAGUAACAACAGCAAACGGAGUGAAUCGUGCGUAGAAUCAGAGAACAAAGACAAUCAUGUAGAGAAAAAUGGUAAAGAAUAUAAUAGAUAUUACACGAGUAAUGAGGAAAACUCGUUAAAUUAUAAGGGGAUAUGUAACACACUAUGCAGUAUCCCCACUAAUGAUUUAAAUACAGAUCUAGUUAAUGAGGAGAAGCAAAACGAUUGCAGCAGUGUUAGUAGUAGUUGUUUUAAGAAAUCUUAUUUGGAAGAUAAAUACAAUAACGAUGAAACUUACAACAGUGAUAAUAAUACAGAAUUCUGUAAAAUAAAAAACAAAGAAAAUGAUACUAGUGAUAAUUCCUUUAAAUUAAAAGAUUAUGUAGACAUAUCAGAUAAAUAUAACAUUGACACUAAAGUGUACAAUAUGUAUUAUCAACAAAAUGAUAACUACAAGAAGGAAAAUACAUCUAUUUUUGAAAGGAAAGAAAAAAAAAGUUCAGAAAAUAGUAAUUGUAAUAACUCUUCCCACUCAUCAUAUAGUGAAGAUGAUGAUACAGACGAUGAAAAUAUUGAUGGUUUCUUUAAGACAAAAAAGUUAAGAAGUACAGUAUAUGACCAAAACAAUUUUUCCUUUUCAAAAUUUAUGAAUAAAAUUAUAAAUUAUGAAAAAAUAAUUGACUACUUAAGUAAUGACCCUCAACGUCAAGAAAAAGAAGAUUCAAAAAUUAAGUUUUAUAUUAAAUUAUUGCUAUUUGAAAAAUCGAACUCAACCUAUGACAUUAAUGAAAAUACGAAUAACACAAAUGAAGUGAGACGUCUAUCUUUGGAUACAGUUAAUGAAGAAAACGAUGCAGUAAACAAUGAGGAAAGACAAGAGAUUGAUAUAAGUCCAACACACCAUGAAAAUGAAAAUAACAUGGAGGAUAUUGAGGUAACAGAAAAGGAUGAACUUUCCCUUGUUGAGGAUGUCACUGGCAUAAUUCCUAGUAUCAAUAAUGAUAUGAAAAGUGACCAAUCCAUACCCAUCGAAAAAAACUGUGAUAUAUGUUCAAAUAAAGAAGAAGAAAAUGUUUUUAAUAGGGGUAUAUAUAACAGUACACAAAAUUCAUCUGAUUACAUUGGUAAUCUAAUAAGGAAUUUAAGGGAAACAUAUGGAACUACUAAUUUCUUAUCAUUUCAUAACGAUGCGGAAGAGACACAGGAAAGCGAAUUCAACCUGGUCGACGUGCCAGAUGCCCAAUCCAGGGUGACCUUUAACUUUAACUAG